This is a messenger RNA of Rubroshorea leprosula, 927 nucleotides long. Lineage: Eukaryota; Viridiplantae; Streptophyta; Magnoliopsida; Malvales; Dipterocarpaceae. The record is from the annotation of a GenBank genome assembly.
UCUAGGAGAUUGGGAAAAGCUCAAGGUCAUAUUUCAUCUUAGCUUUUCCAGUCAUAUAUUUUUCAUUAACGAAACAGUUUGACAAUUUGGCAAAAUGUCCAUUGCAGGAGAGUAUGGUGACUGGCAAAGGAGAGAGUAGAUGCAAAUAUGUGUAGUCGGUGGAAGAAGAAGGGGGAUGUGACCUGAGAAGGCUGAGAUCGGGAAGAGGGAUGUGAUUGACGAAGGCUGAGAAGGUUGAGAUCGGGAAGAAGAAUGUGACCGGUGGAAGAAGAAAAGGGAUGUGACCGGUGAAGGCUGAGAUCGGGAAAAGGGAUGUGACCGGUGGAAGAAGAAGAGGGAUGUGACCGGCGAAGGUUGAGAUCGAGAAGAGGGAUGUGAUCGACGGCGAAGGCUAAGAUCGGGAAGAGGGAUGUGAUUGGCGACGAAGGCUGAGGUCGAUGAUGAAGAAGAGGGAUGUGACCGGCGAAGGCUGAGCCUGCUGGGUGAAGCAGUUUCAACGAGCUUAGCGGGCUGGUGGGUUUUAGCGGGCCAAAAUGGGCCAACUUACAAAACGGACCAAAGUCAUCAACUGGCCCGUUUUGAAGCCCGGGUUCGGUUCAACCGGUUCAACGGCUGGGCCGGGCCAGGUCCAAAAACACUGGUUUUCAGAUGGUUCUCCAUGCGAAACCCCUCUUGCUUGGCCAAAAUCUUGCAGCAAAAAAGGUUAUGAAGAUGGAGGCAUAUGAGGAGCUGAAAUAUUUAAGAAGAUGGUAGUUGGUAGCAAACAAUAAACAAAGCCAAGGCACAAAGAACUGAAAAUGGCAGAGUCAAUGUUCUAAAGUAAAAUUUUGUUUUUGCAGCUUUAAUGCCAAGGAGGAGUUUGUUGGAGCUAUGGCAUGAAAGCUGAAAAUGCAGUGAAAUGAGAGCUACUAAAUGAUGUUGCAAUAU